GCCAGCUCUCAGCAACUCUCCAAGCGCUCUCUUCGUCCCCGAGCCCAGGCUGCUACACCAAACCCUCACGCCCGAGCCCAGACGGACGCACGACACCAACCUCGCCGGGCUCCCGCCCACGCGGCGGGAGGCAGCGGCACGCGUCCCGCUGAUUGGGCCAAAUCCGCGCGGCGCCGUGACGUUAGCGACCAGCGAGGUGUCAUAAGGGGCAACGACGGAAGGCGGCGCCUCAGACGGUUUCAGCGGUGCUAGGGUGGCUCUGGGUAGCUGGUUAGGGGUAGCAGUGUGAGCCGUAGCGGUGCUGCGCGGCCUCAUCGUCUCGCCAUGACCCGCGGGAACCAGCGUGAACUUGCUCGCCAAAAGAACCUGAAGAAAACUCAGGAGAUCCACAAAGGCAAAAGGAAAGAAGAUAGCUUGUCUGCUUCUCAGAGGAAACAGAGGGACUCUGAAAUUAUGCAACAAAAGCAAAAAGCAGCUAAUGAAAGGAAGUCUCUGCAGGCAGGAGCAAAAUGAGCUGCUGCUAUGGAGAAUAUAGAGUGCACCAAUGAAGCAGAAGGACCUAGAAGAUCAUUCAUAAAAGUGUCCAGCCAUUAAAUGAUUAAACAUUUAUUGCGCAGAGUUGUUAAACUAUCAUUAGUUAUUUUCUGGUUACUAUAGGCCUAGUUGUCUACAGUGCUCUUUCAAAACUUACUACACUCUUCUGCAUGUCUAUGAAUAAAAGUAUUAAGCAAUGGCUUUAUUCUAGCUUUUGCUGCAUUUGUUAGUUUUACUUAAUGGUUCCAGUAACAGAAUUUCUGAAUCUACAGUUAGACCAGAUUUGGUUGCCUGAAUUCUUGAAAGUACAGCUACGUUCAGAAUGGAACAUACUUGUAAAAUGUGCUUAACCUUGCAGAGGUCUGAACUGUAAAUCUCAAAAUAUUUUUACAAUAAAAUGUUGCAUGAAA
This is a messenger RNA of Agelaius phoeniceus (red-winged blackbird), 944 nucleotides long. Its product is annotated as small EDRK-rich factor 1-like. Lineage: Eukaryota; Metazoa; Chordata; Aves; Passeriformes; Icteridae. The record is from RefSeq and is a predicted model, not a curated record.